GGGAGAGCGGAUAUAGUGAAUGCGGGGUCCGGGGAGAGCGGAUAUAGUGAAUGCGGGGUCCGGGGGAGAGCGGAUAUAGUGAAUGCGGGGUCCGGGGAGAGCGGAUAUAGUGAGUGCGGGGUCCGGGGAGAGCGGAUAUAGUGAAUGCGGGGUCCGGGGAGAGCGGAUACAGUGAAUGCGGGGUCCGGGGAGAGCGGAUACAGUGAAUGCGGGGUCCGGGCAGAGCGGGUAUAGUGAAUGCGGGGUCCGGGGGAGAGGGGAUAUAGGGAAUGCGGGGUCCGGGGAGAGCGGAUACAGUGAAUGCGGGGUCCGGGCAGAGCUGAGGAGAGGGUAUAGUGAAUGCGGGGUCCGGGCAGAGCGGAUAUAGUGAAUGCGGGGUCCGGGGAGAGCGGAUAUAGUGAAUGCGGGGUCCGGGGAGAGCGGAUACAGUGAAUGCGGGGUCCGGGGAGAG
This is a messenger RNA of Staurois parvus, 451 nucleotides long. NCBI's taxonomy places the organism in Eukaryota, Metazoa, Chordata, Amphibia, Anura, Ranidae. The record is from the annotation of a GenBank genome assembly.